AUGGGUGAUAUGAAUGAAACCGGAUGGAGUGAUGUUCAUACCUGUGCAGCUAUGGGAUACACCAAGUCGAUAGAAAAGUUUGUGGAGAACGACAGGAGCCUGUUGGAGCAGGAGACGGCUGAUCAUCUUCGGCAGACGCCACUCCUAGUGGCCGUCAGCAGAGGCCAAAAGGAGGCGGUCAGCUGCCUCAUUCACCUGGGUGCCAAAGUGAAUGUCACCAACUCGCACAAUCAUGGAGUCAUUGAGAUCUGUGCACUCAAAGAAUUCAUCUUUCUCCUUCGAUACUUCAUAUCUCUAGACCUGCCAGAUCUCCCAGUGUGGCGGCAUUUGCUGCAGAUGCUGGGGUCUGAUGUUGACAAAGAGAUAGCAGCCGCUGGGAAAUGUCUGAAAGCAUUGACUCAGGAAUCCGACGAGUUAAAGUUGGCAUGGAUAUCAUUUUUAAACAAUGGGGGAGUACCUGCCAUAAUCAAAGUAGCCAGAAACAGUGUGCAAGAUCAUGUCAAAAUCCCAGCGCUGGAAACUCUUGUUAAUCUCAUUGAUAGGUCAGAAAUUCAGAAAGCACUUGUAACUUCGGGAGGCAUUCCAGCAUUUCUGGCUCUUCUGAAGUCCACAAACCUCCAGGUUGUACAGAUUUCUACUCAGAUUCUUAGAGAAUUGUCAAGGGUGCCAGAUUUCUGUGAAAAUUUAGUUCAAAAUCAAGCUAUUUCUCAUUUCCUGAAGGUUCUUCAUUCCACCCGUGACUCAGACAUCCUCGUGCCGGUCAUCGAGAGCCUGGGGAAUCUAGCACAAUCUUCCCAGAAGCUCCAGGCUACAGUUGGCAGUUUUCCAGGACUAGUAGCCUGCCUGGUGUCACUGUUCGACACCAACGGCCACCCAGCCCUUAUACUGGCCCUGACUCACGCUGUGUCUAAGAUUGUGGUGAAGGACAAGGGCAACCAGAGCGCUUUUGUUAAUGGAGGUGUGACGCGGCAAAUCGUCAAUGUUGUCAUGAUACAUUUGAGGCAUCGAGAAAUUCAGAUGCUGGAGAACGGCGCCAACCGCCUUCUGAUGCAGAUGCUGAAGAGAAGUAGGGCUGAGUUUUUACAAGAGAAAAUUGCCAUGGCUCUUUGGGCUUUGGCCGGAGACAGCUGUGAAACAAAGCGGGAGAUGGCUAACGACAUUGGUGUUCAAAUCUUGAUAGAAUUUGUGAACUCAAAAUCAAAAGAGCUUCACUUUAUAGGGUCGGAAGGAUUGGGUGUUCUAGCUCAGGGACCUCUCAGCCAACAGGAGGUUAUCGCCAGAGCUAACGGGGUCCAUCCUCUGGUCCAGCUGAUAAGGACAAGCCACGAGCACAUCGUUCUAAGUGUCAUUAGAGCUCUGAGGUACCUGUGUUUGGGAGUAGGGUACAUUCCUCACGAACAAAACCAGCAGACAGUCCUGCAGUCAGGUGGAGUUCCAAUCCUUGUAGCACUGCUGGCCCACUCAACAAAUGAAGUCAUUCGAGCAGAGGCAGCUUACACACUAGCAAGUGUUUCAUUAGGAUUCAAAGAGACUCUCGAUGAAAUAAAUCAAAACUUGGACUUCAGCUACGUGAGAAUACUAAAGAUGCUGUACUCCAGUCAACCACUAGUACAACUAACGGCUGGCUCUGCCUUGGCAUGUUUCGCAUACAACAGCCUACAUCAGCAGAGAGAGAUUGCCAUACAAGGAGGAGUCCGCUUGGAUUGUUUCCUUCCAUUUCUGAAGUCAGCUGAGGAGUUUUACAGAUGCCUUGCUGCAUAUCAGGUGGUGAUCCUGUCUAGAGUCAUUUCUGAUGAAAUACAAGCAUUGUCUUCAGCUACCGGCAUCAAACUGCUGGUUGACUUACUCAAAGAUUCCAAAUCUGAGGAGAUUCUGGCACUUGCCGCAGACUGUGUGGCACGCCUCAGUCACACAAGAGCAGGUGUGCCAGCAGCCAUCGUUGCUGUCAAUGCGGUUGACUACCUAAGUACACUGUUGCUGUCCAAGUCUGAGCAGGUCAGAGGUAAUGCUGCCAUCGCUCUGGGAUACUUGUCACAUGACCACAAAGCAGAGAGACUUAUCCUACACAGAUGCCGCAAUGAUCCGUACCUAAUGAAAGUGAUCAAGUUUUACACAAAACGUCUGCGCCUGGCCACUACAUUCACAGAGGGCUGGCAGCAUUACAGGAAAGUUGGGCUGCCUCCAAUUGGGGCAGGUAGACCAAGUCUUGUUCACAGUCGCUCACACAGAAACAACAACCAGCCACUGAUCACAAAUCUUCACUUGGAGGAAAAUGGGUCCAUUGCCCAAAGUGACUCUACGGUCAAUGAAGAGGGGGACUUGAUAUGUAGGUCAUCAAGAACAGAUACACCCUAG
Candidula unifasciata is the source of this 2355-nucleotide messenger RNA. NCBI's taxonomy places the organism in Eukaryota, Metazoa, Mollusca, Gastropoda, Stylommatophora, Geomitridae. The record is from the annotation of a GenBank genome assembly.